GUCAGUACGUGCUUGAGCCUGCCCGAAAAUGUUCUCUCGUGUUGUUGGAUUUCGAGGGAGCGCAGGACUUUGCGAUGAAAUAAUACAUUUUAAACCGUGAGGAAAACAAAAAACGAACCGCAUGUUUUUAAACUGAAGUUCUUCGCGUUCCCAUUAAGUGGUGAAACUGGUGUUUUUUUUUUUUUUGGAGGGAGGGGGGGGACUCCAAAGGGAAGUUUGUGUGAUCGUUUUCUCCCGGAGUGAUGUCGAAUCCUGGGACUCGGCGGAACGGGUCCAGCAUCAAAAUCCGACUGACAGUAUUAUGUGCCAAAAACCUCGCAAAGAAAGACUUCUUUCGCCUUCCGGAUCCUUUUGCCAAGGUUGUUGUGGACGGAUCAGGUCAAUGCCACUCUACAGACACAGUCAAGAGCACACUGGACCCCAAAUGGAAUCAGCACUACGACCUUUACAUUGGAAAGACAGACUCCAUCACCAUCAGUAUAUGGAACCACAAGAAGAUCCAUAAACGACAGGGGGCGGGCUUCCUGGGCUGUAUAAGACUUCUUUCAAAUGCCAUCAGCAGGCUAAAAGACACAGGAUACCAGCGUCUCGAUUUAUGUAAACUGAACCCCUCGGACAGUGAUGCAGUCCGGGGGCAGAUUGUCGUGAGCUUACAAACACGAGACCGCAUCGGUAGUGGAGGCCCUGUGGUGGACUGUAGAGGACUGUUGGAAAAUGAUGGGCCUGUGUUCGAGGGAUGCUUCAGUGAAGAGCCGCUGCCCUACUCAGACCCCACCGGUGCAGCGGGGGGUGGGAACUGUCGUCUUGACUCGCCCAGUCAGGAGAACCGUCUUCAAACACAGCGAAUCAGAGGGCAGGAUUCGCGAGGCCAUGGGCACACACCCCAGAACAGACCCCAUGGGCACCAGCCGCCUGACCUACCAGAGGGAUACGAGCAGAGAACAACAGUACAGGGCCAGGUCUACUUUCUUCACACACAGACGGGUGUCAGCACCUGGCACGACCCCCGGAUACCACGGGAUCUGACCAGCGUGAGCUGCGAAGAGCUUGGGCCGCUGCCAGUUGGCUGGGAGGUCCGAAGCACCGUGUCUGGCCGGAUCUACUUUGUGGAUCACAACAACCGGACCACUCAGUUCACAGACCCGCGUCUACACACUAUUAUCAGCCAGCAAUCCCAAGCAAAGGAUUCCUCUCAAGCCCCCCAGAUGGAAGUGGGGGGCGAAGAGGUGGGAGGUGGAGGAGUUGGCGGCGUCGGAGGAGUUGGAGGAGGAGGGGGCGAAGGAGACGUAGCAGCGCGAUACGAGAGAGACCUGGUCCAUAAGCUAAAGCUGCUCCGACACGAGCUGUCCCUGCAGCAGCCUCAGGCAGGACACUGUCGCAUCGAGGUGUCCCGAGAGGAGAUCUUUGAGGAGUCAUAUCGGCAAAUAAUGAAGAUGAGGCCAAAAGACCUGAAGAAGCGUCUGAUGGUGAAGUUCAGAGGAGAGGAGGGUCUGGACUACGGUGGAGUGGCCAGGGAGUGGCUGUACCUGCUGUGUCAUGAAAUGUUGAACCCUUAUUACGGCCUGUUCCAGUACUCCACAGACAAUAUCUACACACUACAGAUCAACCCUGACUCCUCCAUUAACCCUGACCACCUGUCAUAUUUCCACUUUGUGGGACGAGUUAUGGGCCUGGCAGUUUUUCAUGGUCACUACAUCAACGGGAGCUUCACUCUGCCCUUUUACAAACAGCUACUCGGAAAACCCAUCCAGCUCAACGACCUAGAGACCACCGACCCCGAGCUGCACAAGAGCCUCGUCUGGAUACUAGAGAACGACAUCACUUCAGUCCUUGACCACACAUUCUGCGUGGAGCACAAUGCCUUCGGGAAGUUUUUACAGCAUGAACUCAAACCCAACGGGCGCAACAUCCCCGUCACUGAGGAGAACAAGAAAGAAUAUGUCAGACUCUAUGUGAACUGGAGGUUUAUGCGAGGAAUUGAAGCACAGUUUCUGGCUCUCCAGAAGGGAUUCAGUGAGCUCAUCCCCCAGCAUCUCCUUAAACCUUUCGACCAUAAAGAACUGGAGCUCAUCAUCGGUGGUCUGGGGAAAAUCGAUCUGGCGGACUGGAAGACGAACACCCGCCUGAAGCACUGCACGAGUGAGAGCAACGUGGUGCGGUGGUUCUGGCAGGCGGUGGAGGCCUUCAGCGAGGAGAGGAGAGGACGCCUCCUGCAGUUCGUCACCGGCUCCACCAGGGUCCCACUACAGGGGUUCAAAGCGUUGCAGGGUUCUACAGGUUCUGCAGGACCAAGACUCUUCACCAUUCAUUUGAUAGACGCCAACACAGACAACCUGCCCAAGGCUCACACGUGUUUUAACCGGAUAGACAUCCCUCCCUAUGAGACUUAUGAGAAACUUUACGAGAAACUGCUGACGGCUGUGGAGGAGACCUGCGGCUUCGCUGUGGAGUGAUGAAUCCAACAACCGGACCUACAUACACCAGUUACGCUUGCACUUGCACACAACUAUUUGACGUUUUACAUACAGUAUAUAGACAAAAAAAACAAAAAAAAAACAUCAACAGAAUAUCAAGUAUACAGAGAGUAUACGGAGCAGCCAAGCAUCACAAGGACCCACAAAAAGCCCCUCGCCACCUCUUCACCGCUGAACUGUGGGGGGUUACAGGAGGAAGCACAGCAGGAGGGGGAAAAUACAAAAAAAAAAAAAAAAAAAGACAGGAAAAAAAAUAAAGAAUUUUGAAAUGUUUUCAGAUGUUUUGAAGAAACAUUUUUAUCCUUCAGUUUUAACAAGCUAUGAUGUCAUUCUUCAGAAUGUCUGGCCCUGGACAGAAUCAGCCAAUCACACACAAGCCCUGUGAACUUUGAAAAACAGAAACGUGUGAAGAACAAGGCGGAGAUCGAUUGUCUUUCUGUCUGACAAGCUGAUUGAUUGACGAGUAUUCAUGCAUCAUGAUUAACCACUGUUGUGUAUCAGAAUGUGUGUGCAUGUUUGUUAGGUUUCAGUAUGAAAGUGAGACUCUAUUUGUGUCUGUGUGAGAGAGUGUGUGUGUGUGUGUGUGUGUGUGCCUGAGUGCGCCCGGUUACGCUGUAAAAAUGAUCAAAUGAGCCUGCUCCUCUGUUUGGUAGCUUUUUGUCUCCUGUUUGUAUCUGCGACCACUCUGAUCCACUCUGAUAUUUUUAUUAUUUAUUACUAAGUGAUUACUGACCAAGCUGCUAUGUGCUCCACAGAGAGCCCACACUAAUCUCUUCAUCCCCUCCCUCAAAACAAUUAAAGAGGUCAAAUUCACUCAGAAAAAAUCGAGUAAUCCAAAUGAGCAUUAAUGCAUCUUUUAAACAUUUUAAACAUUCAUAUUUUUAUAGAGAAAUACUCUUGUCAGUGUAUGAAAACUGUAUGUGUUUUGGUGUUUUAAAUGCCAUUUUUGCAUUUAUUUCAUGUGAAAGGGAUUGAUCUCCCCAGCCCUAAUUUUCAAAUUCUAACUCUUCUUAAGUUAUGGAGAUGGAGAGGUCAAAAGGUUUGACCUGGUUUUUAAACAAAAUGAGCCAUGAGGAAAAGUAGAAGGAGUCACCUUCAGGAAUUUUUUUUGGUUGUAUGUGACAUGUCUAAUAAAAUCUCACAAGCCUUCAUACAUGUUUCAUCAUCCAUUUCAACAUCUUUUUUUUAUUUUUUUCAUUCUUUGUGGCCCUGAUGUUUCAUUGCCUCUCUCUCCUUUUCUCCAUAGCCUGAUUGUUAGAGAAAGUAGUCUUUGUUUUGAGACCACCAUGAAUGAACAAAAUUCUCUUUGCAGUCAUUAAUUCCUCUGUAGAAGUGAAUGAAAUCAAAGAAACAAAAAUGUGGAAGGGGUUAUGAUCUGUUUUAGAAUGAGUAUUGAAGACUGUUAACGCAGUAUCGAUUCAAUCUGCAUUUUAUAGGUUCUGAGUUCACUGUGUAAUGGAUGCAAGAGUAUUGUAACUUACUAUGUACUAAACAUUUAUGAAAAAAUACAAUGUAAAUAAGAUUAUAUUAAAAGAAAUUGAAAAUACA
Labrus bergylta (ballan wrasse) is the source of this 4022-nucleotide messenger RNA. RefSeq names its product SMAD specific E3 ubiquitin protein ligase 1 (gene smurf1). Gene Ontology annotation, biological process: protein polyubiquitination; negative regulation of BMP signaling pathway; proteasome-mediated ubiquitin-dependent protein catabolic process. The record is from RefSeq and is a predicted model, not a curated record. NCBI's taxonomy places the organism in Eukaryota, Metazoa, Chordata, Actinopteri, Labriformes, Labridae. Gene Ontology annotation, cellular component: cytoplasm. Gene Ontology annotation, molecular function: protein binding; ubiquitin protein ligase activity.